Messenger RNA from Xylaria bambusicola, 2307 nucleotides. RefSeq names its product alcohol dehydrogenase. Lineage: Eukaryota; Fungi; Ascomycota; Sordariomycetes; Xylariales; Xylariaceae. Gene Ontology annotation, biological process: alcohol metabolic process. Gene Ontology annotation, molecular function: zinc ion binding; alcohol dehydrogenase (NADP+) activity. The transcript is spliced from 3 exons. The coding region runs from base 484 to 1578 and encodes 364 amino acids. The record is from RefSeq and is a predicted model, not a curated record.
UGAAUCCCUCAGAUCAGACACCUUGAUGGUCGAGAACUGCAACACCAAAGUUCAUAUGGUUCGUCGCAGAUAUAGAAUUGUGAAUGCCCUCGCGUUAGAUAGAUCAAUGUAGUUUUUCAUUUGAUCGACAUCUGCCCAUAUUCCGCAGUUUUCGAGCCAUUUCUGACGACUUUUACUAGAGAGGCUAUUGAACCCCGUAUAUUUAACUAGUUCGUUGUUACGUCACGACUCUAGCAACACCGUCAUGCUGUCUUGUCCGUCGGCGUUUAUCAUCAAUGGCGUCAUAUACACAAGAGAACGGGUCGAUAAACCCUCAUUGUUUAGUCUGGAGAGAGAGAACAGGUUGCCUUUAAAAGACAGUUCAAACCAUUCAAUGAGCACAUGAAGAUUUCUUCAUAUUGAUUAAAUUAGUAGUAAUUCGGAAAACGUUCCAAUACAAACCUAUAUCUUAAAAAAUACUUUGACACAUUUACCUCUAACAAGAUGCCUUACCCCGACGAGUUUGAAGGUUUCAUGAUCAAUGAGAUUGGAAAAUAUACAGAAUUCAAAAAGCAGACCUUCAAGCCAAAGAAGUUUGGUGACCACGACGUUGAUAUUAAGAUUGAAUGCUGUGGUGUUUGCGGAUCUGAUGUUCACACCAUAACUGGUGGCUGGGGAGAUGCUCCCGCGCCCAUCUGCGUUGGCCAUGAAAUCGUAGGCAAGGCUGUCAAGGUUGGCUCCCAAGUAAAAGACGUCAAAGUUGGAGAUCGCGUAGGCGUUGGUGCACAGGUGUGGUCUUGCUUGAAGUGCGGUCCUUGCAAGAGCAACAACGAUAACUACUGCCCCAACAAAGUCGACACAUACGGAGCACCAUAUCCUAAGGAGGAGGACCCAGAUGAGACUAUUGCCCAAGGUGGUUAUGCGUCUCACAUCCGGGCCCAAGACUUCAUGGUUUUCCCUAUUCCCGAGUCUAUUCCUUCUCACCUGGCGGCGCCCAUGCUCUGUGCCGGCUUAACUGUAUGGAACCCCUUAGUACGAAACAACAUUGGCCCCGGCAAGCACGUUGCCGUCGUUGGCCUCGGUGGUCUGGGACAUUUCGCUGUCAUGUUCGCGGCCGCUCUCGGCGCCGAGGUGACAGUCAUCUCGCACUCCCCCAACAAGAAGGACGACGCCCUGAAACUAGGCGCCAAGCACUUCGUGAGCAGCGCAGACAAGGACUGGGCCAAGCCUCUAGCUUUCACGUUUGACUUCAUCCUUAGCACCGCCGAUGUGCUGGACAUGGAAGUGCUACAGGGCUACCUGUCGACGCUCAAGGUCGACUGCAAGUUCCACUCUGUCGGUCUGCCCGACAAGUCCAUCGACGGACUCAAGCCCCAGCAGCUCACGUCCAACGGCUGCAGUAUCGGAUCCAGUCACAUCGGCAGCCGCAAGGAAGCCCUCGAAAUGUUGAAGUUUGCGGCCGAGAAGAAGAUACACCCCCAGGUCGAGACCAUACCCAUCUCGGAGAAGGGCUGCGCCGAGGCCGUCGAGCGAGUCAACAAGAACAAGGUCCAUUACCGCUUCACUCUUGUCGACUAUGACAAGGCCUUCGGCGCCUAAGUCUGUUGGUCAUAUUGCUUCCGUCGAGAUACUUAAGUCUGUAAUGUAAGGCGCAUGGUGUGCUGGUAGUUCUAGAUUCCUAAUGAAAAGCAUUCAAGUUCAAAAACGAUUGGGUACUCUGUCUAAUCCAUUAUUAUACCCAGCUUCCCGUUACCCGUCUAUUGCUUUUAGUCACUUGGGUAGCUUGUGAGACAAGAGCACUCUAAUCUUAGGUUCGGAGUUAACUAGUAAAAAGAAAACCUACGUACUAUGUAAGACUGGUUGUUGAAAGAAUUGCUUCUCAGCGGGUCGGGUUCUUCUCAUGAUAGAAAUUUUGUGAUCGGAAGUUAUAGAUUACACAAGCUUCCUAGGUAGGUAUGUAGGCGGGCUAUUUUAGGUAUCUAGUGCACUAAACUAAUCUUAUUGUUGCUAUUAUGUAAAAUUAACUUUUCUCUUUUUUUUUCUUUUCUCUCUCUCUUCUUUUCAAACUGGAAUGCUUCUAUCAUAUACCCAAGUGUAUAAGGCGGCAGGUAAUUCCUCAGCGAGACCUUGACAUUGCUAGUUCCUUGAUAGAUAGUGGGGAUGAGUACACUUGAAUUCAGCAGGUGCCUUCAAGUUUCUACGUGACUCGGCUUGGGACUUAGUACAUAUACAUGUAUAUAUAGAUAGAUAUAUAUCAGCCCCAAGCAGAGGGGCUCAUACCAGAAAUAUUCACCCCUAACUACCCAGGUAGAGUUGGGGAGUUAAAGU